Messenger RNA from Apis florea (little honeybee), 390 nucleotides. RefSeq lists its product as uncharacterized. NCBI's taxonomy places the organism in Eukaryota, Metazoa, Arthropoda, Insecta, Hymenoptera, Apidae. The record is from RefSeq and is a predicted model, not a curated record.
AUGUCUGCUACUAUAUCUCCGAUAUUAUUUAUAGUUGUCACGGUGGAAACGUACGCACCUCCCAAAGAUGAUCCUCCUUGCGAUUGCAAUCAUUGCAAUAACAGUGUAAAGGUUGAUGAAUCUAAAGGAAAUAGAAACGUAUCGACGUUGCAAUUAUUGCACAAAGAAGAUAGCGAUGGUGAUGGCAAUCGCGCUAUUUGCGCUCGAGAUCGCGAAUUCAAUGAUCGUACCUUUCCAAGCGUUUGUCAUAUGUUGUGUUACAAUCGCUGUUUGAUACUACGAAUUUCGACUGUCACGGUGAAUGACACGAUCAAACAUGUCGCGAGAGCGUUUAGAAACAAUUACUACAAACUACGGGAUGGAGAAUGUUGAAGGGGUUUUUCCGUCUUC